Messenger RNA from Dreissena polymorpha, 3210 nucleotides. Its product is annotated as ras-related protein Rab-2. The coding region runs from base 105 to 743 and encodes 212 amino acids. Gene Ontology annotation, molecular function: GTPase activity; GTP binding. Lineage: Eukaryota; Metazoa; Mollusca; Bivalvia; Myida; Dreissenidae. The transcript is spliced from 8 exons. Gene Ontology annotation, cellular component: Golgi apparatus. The record is from RefSeq and is a predicted model, not a curated record.
CCGAGAACCUGAAAUUUCACACAACUGCGCAUGAUCAAUCACCUUUUCGAAUGCUUCCGGUGUAAUCAUUGACAUCAUCAACAGCAAACACGAAAUUGUGAAUAAUGUCUUACGCUUAUCUAUUUAAGUAUAUUAUAAUUGGUGACACGGGAGUUGGAAAGUCUUGUUUGUUGCUGCAGUUUACAGACAAACGAUUCCAGCCAGUCCAUGACUUAACCAUUGGCGUCGAGUUUGGUGCCCGUAUGAUAUCCAUUGAUGGGAAGCAAAUCAAACUCCAGAUAUGGGAUACUGCUGGUCAAGAAUCAUUUCGUUCCAUUACACGUUCCUACUACAGAGGGGCUGCUGGGGCAUUGCUUGUUUAUGACAUCACAAGGCGAGACACAUUCAACCAUUUAACAACUUGGCUGGAGGAUGCUAGACAACAUUCCAAUUCAAACAUGGUCAUCAUGUUGAUAGGAAACAAAAGUGAUUUGGAGGCAAGGCGUGACGUGAAGAAGGAGGAGGGUGAGGCAUUUGCACGGGAACAUGGACUUAUAUUCAUGGAGACUUCAGCAAAAACAGCAGCAAAUGUGGAAGAAGCUUUUAUUAAUACAGCAAAAGAAAUAUACCAAAAGAUACAGGAUGGUGUAUUUGAUAUUAACAAUGAGGCCAAUGGAAUCAAGAUUGGGCCACAGCAUUCUCCCAGCAAUCCCAGCAUGCCUUCUGGCGGUGGUAACGCAGGGCCUAGUGGCAACUGUUGCUAAGAUACACUCCUCAUUGUGUUCCGUUCUCAUCACAUUCAUGUGUCUCUUGGGUGAAUAUUGGUACAGUGUUGGAUCAUUGAAUGGCAGACAUUGUGAACAACUUUCAGUUAUAGCUUGUUAUGUGGGAUUAAGCUCUAAACACAAGUAAUUAAAAAAUUUGAUUAACAAGUUUAAUUGAUGUUUUGUAUUGGCUUUAUAAAAACAUGGCAUUUGAAUUUUGCAAGAUUUAGCUUCCCAUAAUUCUAGAAUCGGAAAAUAAAUGGGUAAAGAAUAACAAACUAAUUUGGUUUUUGUCAACAAAUUGUUUUCAUAGACAAUAUGACAUACCUGUGUUGUUUAUCGUUAUGUAUAAAUGCUGUUGUAAUAUUGAAUUUUGUUGGAAAAUAUCAAGACAGAAUAUGUCUUGGAUUUAUUGAGUGUUGUUUAGUGAUUAUUGGUCAACACCGAAUUUAUUGCUUUUAUUAAGAAUUCCAUUUUACUUGUCCAGAUAUAGAAUAUUAUUAUAUACCUAUUUAUAUCAUCCAAACAGUUUAAAGUCAUUUCUAACACAUGACCUUCUUAUAUUCUUCUUUAUUUGACAAGUGUGCAUCCAAUAUUUGCCAUAUUGGAUGCUCCUAGUUUAACCUUAGAUUCUGAAGUCUUCUCUGAAAGUAUCCUUAAGGGAAAUAAAUAUACUAAUAAUAUACAUCGUUAGAAAUUCAUCCAAUUGCAAAUUUGGCAAUAAGCAGUUUAGCAAUGCAAAUAACUGAAUAAUAAUAUAAGAGGUAUAUAAUAAAAAGCCUUUCUUCUCUCUUCCAAUAUGGAAUGUAAGCCAUAUACUUGUCCAGCUAUAUCAUGACAUUGCACACAACACUGUUAAAUAACCUAUUUUAGGUAAUAUUUUAUAUACUAGUAGUUUACUAUUCUCUCUUCUUUGUUGAUUUUUGCUUAUUUUGUAAUUUUAGUUAUUAAAAAAGACUAACUCAUACUUAUGUUUAAACAUGGUGCAUAUUAUUAAGAAAUAAAGAAUAUUUUAAGUAACUUACAUAAUGCCAUUCCAUUAAAGCUUGCCAAUAAUAAUUUGGUACUUACUUUUUGCAUGAUUAUAUUAAAGUAUCAUGACACAAAAAUUAUAAGUUUCCACACGUGUCUUGAUAAGUAUACUUUCAUGGGGUCAUGAAACUUAAUGUGCCCAAACAAAACCAAGUGAAAAUAUAGGAAACAAUCCAAGUGUGUAAUGUAAGCUAAUUGAGUUCAAAAGUGUCAGGUAAUAUUUUUUUAGCUUUAAAAUAAAAGUUCAUGACAUAUAUUCUUGUUGCCAGUAACGUUAAACGUCCUUUGCAAAUAUAUACAUUAAUAUGAUUACUGUGACACUGGUUUUAAUUUCUUGAAUUUAUAGAUGCACAAACUGACUGCCAAUAUUACUGUUCUUAUCAGCAACUAAGAACAAUAUUACUGUUCUUAUCAGCAACUAAGAACAAUAUUACUGUUCUUAUCAGCAACUAAGAACAAUAUUACUGUUCUUAUCAGCAACUAAGAACAAUAUUACUGUUCUUAUCAGCAACUAAGAACAAUAUUACUGUUCUUAUCAGCAACUAAGAACAAUAUAACUGUUCUUAUCAGCAACUAAGAAUAAUAUUACUGUUCUUAUCAGCAACUAAGAACAAUUAUUAUUGUCUUCUCAGCAACUAUACACAAUAACUUGUUGGAGUAUUGUUUAUUUUAUUGUAUCUCAUUUCCUGUAGUUGUGUUGUGUAUCAUAUAGCUUACCAUGCUUCCCUAUAUGUACCAAUUUAUCAUUGACAUGUAAUUGCAAGCUCUCAAAAGCUAUCAAAUUGUUUGGCAUGUCAAAGUAUCUCAGAAUUUAUUGGAUUAAUCCUUUCCUUUUAUUCAUUGUUAUGGUAAAAAUCAUAUAAUUUGAAGAAAAAACUAACAUUUUGAUUUAUUGGAAUUAGUAAAUGCAUAUUCAUCUCUGUAUUGUUAGAGAUUACAUAUAUUUAUAUAUAUAUUGUAUAUUUGUUUUUACUUUUUUGUUUCUUUUGUUACGGUCUGUUUACCCUAGGUACAAAUUUGUGCAAUUAUUAUAAUUUGUAUAUGUGACUUGCAAAACGUUUAUUUGAAAAUUGUAAUUAUGUAUGCGAGGAUAAAUAGUAUACACAAACUAUUUUUAACUUGUGGCAUAUUAUCUGACCAACAAUUAAUUGAUAUUUCAACUAUAAUUUUAUAACUUUAUUAUAUCUUUAUAUAUGUUAGAUGUUGCAUGUGAAAACCAUUUGGUAGUAUAAUUAUGUAUUUGAUGUCUAGAUGGAAAUAUAGUUGUAAAUUAUGAUGUUUCAAUUUCAUUGAGAAGCUUAAAAUGUGUUGCCCAAGUACUUUGUCAAAACUAAUACAUACUUUUCAAUUGUUAACUCAUGUAAGUACAAAUCUUCAGUAGUAAAAACACACAUAUUGUAUUGCAAUUUGUUUAGAAUAAAAGGGAUCAGUCAUA